Drosophila willistoni is the source of this 1462-nucleotide messenger RNA. RefSeq lists its product as uncharacterized. The record is from RefSeq and is a predicted model, not a curated record. The coding region runs from base 219 to 1409 and encodes 396 amino acids. The transcript has 4 exons. NCBI's taxonomy places the organism in Eukaryota, Metazoa, Arthropoda, Insecta, Diptera, Drosophilidae.
AAUGGUUUUCUGGUUUUGGGUUUGGUUCUGUCUUCAUUCUUUCUGCUUACCAAAUAUUUACACGCAUUAACUACUAACAUGAAAAUCACAUCAACGACGUUGACUCGCUGCUCUCCCUGCUGCUGAUUGAGAGACGAGAGCGCAGUAUAAAAGUCGCAGUCUUAAGUCAGAAAUUUCUCAUAGUUAAUGUGAAAGUGUGGGCGUUCAGUUCAAGAAUAAUGCAGUCUAUCGUCAUAUUAAUAUUUUCAAGCUUUUGCCUGGCCUUUGCCCAUACACAAUUGGUGGCUGAGGCGAAUGAAUCGACGGAAUUUACUCUUCGAAAUGGAACUAUAACUGCUUCUGCACGUCAGGCUCGUCGUCGGUCAACUCUGAUUGAUAGUUGCAUCACAAAUAGUGGCGAAACAGGCACUUGCCUCACACGUUUCAAGUGCAUGCGUCAAGGCGGCACUGUCAAUGGCUACUGUGGCAGUUAUGGUGUUUGCUGUGAAACGAACUUGCAAUGCGGCGCUGUGUCACGACAGAAACGCACUUUGAUACGAAAUCCGGCUGUCUUGAAUGUGGACACAUGCACUUAUACCAUUGAGCCAUAUAGCUCAAAUGUCCAACAGUUGCGUAUUGAUUUUGAGCAAUUUGAAUUGAGUCAACCCACUGUCAGUACGGCAGAUAGUUCCAUGCUGGAGUGCCUGGAUUAUUUCGAUGCUGGUGGCUUUAAGUUCUGUGGCCUUAAUACUGGACAGCAUUUCUAUUUGCCCUUUAAUGUGGCCGCUGGCAUGGAUCAGAUUACGUUAAUCUUUUCGGUGGGCACACGUCAGACAGCGCCAAGUUGGCGUUUGAUUGUCACCCAAUUGGAAGCACCAAUGGCCAGCAGUAAACGUAAGAGCUCUGUGAGUGGCGUAAGUACAAAUACUUUGCAGGACUUGCGUAACAUUUUCGCUUCGCAUCAUGCCGAUUAUGAUUUGCUGGCACCGGCUGGAUGUCAGCAAUAUUAUACCGAAUCAACGGGUACUAUACGUAGCUUCAAUUAUCAAGCCUCAUUGGAUUAUAAUUAUAUGCCCAGUCUUAGCUAUACCAUAUGCAUUAAAUCAGUGCCCACAACUAGUGUUAUUGAAUAUACCUUCAAAAAGUUCUCCAUGUCUGUACAAACGGGCGAUGCCGAGGGCUAUGAUGAGUCGUGUCAUGCCACAGUUUUGACUACUGGAAGGCAGGAGGAUUAUCUAUUGAUACCGCAAGGUCUAUUGGCCAAAGAUACUUCAUAUCAGCCCACUUACUAUUGUGGACUCAAUAAUGAUCUGGUUGUAUAUGCUCGUCCACCUUAUAUGAUACAUUUUAAUAGCGAUGAUGUUACCUAUGAUCGCACUCUGGAGACAGGUUUUACCAUGACUUAUCUUUUAAGGUCAACAAUUCUUUAGACUAAGAAAUAAAAUUCAAUUCAAUUUUUGUAUGUUAGAUUUUAAGUUAAUAA